This is a messenger RNA of Sarcophilus harrisii (Tasmanian devil), 1151 nucleotides long. It is a transcript of the gene ADI1, whose product is annotated as acireductone dioxygenase 1. The record is from RefSeq and is a predicted model, not a curated record. Lineage: Eukaryota; Metazoa; Chordata; Mammalia; Dasyuromorphia; Dasyuridae. The transcript has 4 exons. Gene Ontology annotation, molecular function: acireductone dioxygenase [iron(II)-requiring] activity. The coding region runs from base 109 to 648 and encodes 179 amino acids.
GCCCUUGGGCCGCCCUGAGGGGGAGGUGGGGCUUGCGAACUUCGGGGACGGGCCUCUGAGGCCUAGCAUUUCUCCUCGGAAAAAGGAGAGGGCGUCCGACCAGCAGACAUGGUGGAGGCCUGGUACAUGGAUGACUCCGCGGAGGAUCAGAGGAAACCGCACAGAUUAGAGCCCGGGCGUCCCGUCAGCCUGGAACAGCUGGAGCAACUCGGCGUCUUUUACUGGAAACUGGAUGCUGACAAGUAUGAGAAUGACCCAGAGCUAGAGAAGAUCCGAAAAGAAAAAAACUACUGCUGGAUGGACAUCAUAACUAUUUGUAAAGACAAGUUGCCAAAUUAUGAAGAAAAGAUCAAGAUGUUUUAUGAAGAACAUUUACACCUUGAUGAUGAAAUUCGCUAUAUCCUGGAUGGAAGUGGGUAUUUUGAUGUAAGAGAUAAAGAGGACAUGUGGAUCCGCAUCUUCAUGGAAAAAGGAGACAUGAUAACGCUUCCCGCUGGGAUUUAUCAUCGCUUCACCCUGGAUGAAACGAACUAUGUUAAGGCAAUGAGGCUGUUUGUGGGAGAACCGGUCUGGACACCGUACAAUCGUCCAGCUGACCAUUUUGAAAUUCGAGGACAAUACUUGCAGUUUCUGGCCCAAAAAGCAUAAUGGUACUCACUGGAGACUGAUUCACCACUUGGAAAAGGACCAGACGUGAUAACUAAGCAAAAUAUUUAACAGUUUCCUCUUUUCUUCCAUAUCAUGGGUCUUAGUUUAGUUUUUUUCUUUUCAAGAUUGUCUGAUUUAAGAAAGGAAAAGUCAUUAAUUCAACAUGAAAUGAACUGAGAUUAUGGACAAAUCCUUCUUUAAUAAAAAAAAAAAUUUUGUUUUGGUUUCUCUACUAUAAAGCAAAAAAUCUGGCUUGGGUUACAUGGAUUUAGAUAUUUAAAAAUAUGUCCCUAAAAUUAUAGAGUAAAAUGCUUUUUUGGUAUUAUCUUUUACGAAUGAUUAAUCCCAUUCUAGUACUAUGAAGGGUAGGUGUUUAUAUAUCAGGUAAGCAUUAGAAAUUGGUUCUACAGAAGGUUUUGCAAGGGACAAUGUUGAAAAAUUACCCAUGCAAUAUGUUUUGUAAAUAAAAAGCUAUAAUAAUAAAAAAAAAAUUUUAAAAGAAA